UUUUCUUUAUUAAAUAAUAGCCGAAGCGUCCAUAGCAAUGUUGCUAAUAACAUUUGUGUUCACAAAUGUAUGACUGAUUUUGAGUUUGACAGUUCAGUUCUUUUAUCAAAACGCUAUUUGUUUGUAUUUUUGGGUUUCAUCAAAAAUAUACGGAAAUAUUAAGUCAACAUGUCUUUAGCGGAUGAACUUUUGGCAGAUCUUGAAGAGGACAAUGAUAAUGAGCUUGAGGAACUCAUAAAAGAUGUCGAGGAUGAAAAUGAAAUGCAAACAGAAGAAAUACCGGAUAAGUUUUUUAAACAUGCAUUGAAUCCAAUGGAUGUUGAUGUGAAAGUUCAAUCAAUACGCGAGUUGUGUAAAUUACGUGAUUCCGAGCGCCUAGAAUACAUACUGAAACAAAUUGAGCAUUUCUCUAACCGGAAACGAAGUGCAGCCGAAAUGCUUGGCAGCGUUGAAUCAGAUCCGGAAUAUUGCUUAAUAGUUGAGGCAAAUGCUAUAGCAGUCGACAUCGAUAAUGAAAUUUCAAUUAUACACAAAUUUACAAAGGAAAAGUAUCAGAAGCGUUUUCCGGAAUUAGAUUCACUAAUAGUGGGUGAAAUAGAGUAUUUGUUAGCUGUAAAGGAACUUGGUAAUGACUUAGAUCAAGUUAAAAAUAACGAAAAACUUCAAGCGAUACUAACUCAAGCCACAAUUAUGAUUGUGUCUGUAACAGCAUCUACUACACAAGGUACCAAAUUGAGUCCCUCAGAGAAAUCUCAAAUAGAUGAAGCUUGUGAAAUGGCAUUUGAUCUCAACAACUUUAAAUCGCAAAUAUACGAAUAUGUAGAAAGCCGUAUGACCUUUAUUGCGCCAAAUCUUUCAAUGAUUGUCGGUGCUUCGACAGCUGCUAAACUUUUAGGAAUUGCUGGAGGUCUUACCAAGCUUUCUAAAAUGCCAGCUUGUAACGUACAAGUUUUAGGCUCUCAAAAGAAGAUUCUUUCAGGUUUUUCUAAAACGCAAAUGCUCCCACAUACUGGUUACGUGUAUUUUUCGCAAAUUGUACAAGAUACUGCACCGGAUCUAAGACGAAAAGCAGCUCGUUUGGUAUCGAGUAAGGCCGUACUAGCAGCUCGCGUUGAUGCUGCUCAUGAAAGCAUACAUGGCGAAAUCGGCUUAAGAUUCAAAGAGGACAUUGAAAAAAAAUUAGAUAAACUUCAAGAACCACCUCCAGUUAAGUUCGUGAAGCCUUUACCAAAACCUAUUGAAGGUAGCAAGAAGAAGCGCGGUGGCAAACGUGUUAGGAAGAUGAAAGAGCGUUACGCCUUAACUGAGUUUAGAAAACAAGCUAAUCGUAUGAACUUUGGCGAUAUUGAAGAAGAUGCUUAUCAAGAUGAUCUUGGGUACACUCGUGGAACUAUAGGUAAAACUGGAACGGGUCGUAUCCGGUUGCCUCAAGUAGAUGAAAAGACCAAGGUGCGCAUAAGUAAAACAUUGCAAAAGAAUUUACAGAAACAACAGGUGUACGGAGGUAGUACUACAGUGAAACGUCAAAUUUCUGGUACUGCAUCAAGUGUAGCUUUUACGCCACUGCAGGGGUUAGAAAUCGUUAAUCCCCAAGCGGCUGAGAAGUCUCAAACAGAAAUAAAUGCCAAAUAUUUUUCGAAUACAUCAGGAUUCUUAUCAGUAGGAAAAAAAACGACAUAAGUUUUGAUUUGGUUUAUUUUUGAUAUAUAAAGCUAAGUUUUUAUGUAACGAAUGUUUAAAACAAUAUUUAAAGUAAGUUUUUAACAUAAAAUAAUUAAUAAAGCAUUAAAAGUAUA
Teleopsis dalmanni is the source of this 1796-nucleotide messenger RNA. It is a transcript of the gene Prp31, whose product is annotated as U4/U6 small nuclear ribonucleoprotein Prp31. The transcript has 8 exons. NCBI's taxonomy places the organism in Eukaryota, Metazoa, Arthropoda, Insecta, Diptera, Diopsidae. The record is from RefSeq and is a predicted model, not a curated record. The coding region runs from base 169 to 1680 and encodes 503 amino acids. Gene Ontology annotation, cellular component: U4/U6 x U5 tri-snRNP complex; precatalytic spliceosome; U4 snRNP. Gene Ontology annotation, biological process: mRNA splicing, via spliceosome; spliceosomal tri-snRNP complex assembly.